Daphnia pulex (common water flea) is the source of this 2991-nucleotide messenger RNA. RefSeq lists its product as uncharacterized. The transcript is spliced from 6 exons. The record is from RefSeq and is a predicted model, not a curated record. Lineage: Eukaryota; Metazoa; Arthropoda; Branchiopoda; Diplostraca; Daphniidae. The coding region runs from base 602 to 2878 and encodes 758 amino acids.
GGAGCCAUUUCAUCCAGGAGGAGAGAGACAGUCGCUUUGGCUCCUUGUGCCCAUCAGGAAGUAUCUGCCAAACAAAUUGUCGGGGGCAAGAGUUUCGUUUGUUUGUUCCGUUACCCCCUAACCUACCCCCAAGUUUGGUCGUACCUUGGUGUUUUCGGGUUCAAAUGAACUGACGGUGGACAGGAGCUCUGCGCUCAAUUUUUUUUAAACUUUUUUUUUCAAAUUUGUUAAAAAUUCCGGAUUGAAAAAUCGGUUUUGAUUAGUUGUGCAACGUGAGGAACAACAGGAGCGGCUGUCAUCAUCACAGUGCUCACAGAACGGAAAUAUUUCAAAAAAUAGGAGCCAACUGACUGUUGUCUGUUUCUCCAUUUCCCCCCUGAGAUCAGAGGGAAAAGAACAAAAACUUCCAAGCCACACACACUAACCGGCUCUUUAAAACAAAAGUUUGUGUGUGUGUGUGUCUGUCGUCUUAUAUAAUUCGUGAUCCAGUGUUUAGUCGUUUUAAUCCCUCAGCAGCAGUGGGUGAAUUGACUUGUUUUUUCUCUGGCGAUCGAUCCGAGUGAGAGUCCACGUCAACCAGUUGAAUUAUUCAAAGACCAGAAUGCACAGUAGCGGCAGCAACAGCACGAUGCUGAUGCCUGGCGGCCAACAGCAUCCAGCGGCGGAUGGCAAGCGAAGAAACCGCGGAGGAGCCAAUCACGAUCCAGGACUCUACGACCUGCCCAGUUUUUACAGUUCGGAUUACGUAGGAUCUGGACGGACGGAAAUUCCCAGCAUUGAAACGGGCGGCCAAAGUCGAGUCAGAGCCUCUACGCCGUUCCGGCCGUCUGCGGAUGACAAGGAAGAUUCCGGCGAAUCAUCAUUUGCCCGUCGAGAGUUUGCCGACGGCGACGCCGCUGGCGGAGGAGGAGCUGCUGGACUUUACCGCAACAAAUGCGUUUCUUUCUUGGCGCUAGUGGCCGGACUGGCGGCCUUUGGCUGCUCGUUGGCUUCGCUGGCCGGCACCACCAACUGGGUGGACACUUGGGAGCCCAUCGACCUGCCGCCCACGCAGGACUGGCCGCUCUUGUUCGGCACGGGUUACGGCAGUUUGAUGCCCAGUCGUUCAAAAGACGGGCAGAGCGGCAAAGCCACGGCCGGCGGAUCGAGCCCUGGUGGUGGUGGUGGUCAUUCCAAUGUCAAAUCGUCGUGGUCGGCCAGCACGUCCAGCACCAAAGUGGCGGCCAGCGGCUUCGCCAACGGGGCGGAUCCGACGGCCACCAAAUCCAAUUGGGAAUCGUCACUGCGUCCGUCGGCUCCUGGCGGUGGCCAUCAACACGUCGGCCCGUCGGCCGAGAACGUGACGACAACGAGUCCGUCUCUACCAGCUGCCGUUACGACGUCGACGACGGCCCGUCCGGCGACGUCCGACGCCGACGAAUUCGAUUACGACGACGACGACUAUUACGCCCAGGACGAAUCGUACCAGGCCGUCCAGGGAGGAGGAGGAAUGAAGGAGCCGGACGAUGCGGAGAUCGUCAUGUUGCGUCACGAAGAAGAGGAACAACAGCAGAAUCCGGAAGACGAACAAGAAGAUGAGCAGGAAGACAAACGAUCGUUGGUCGUCGUCUUUCACGUCGGACUCUUCCGGGCCUGCCCGGUUCUCAAGGGGGAAAUGCCCUCCAGCGUCGUUCUACCGAAUUUGCCGUGCGCUCCGCUCGAGUACAUCAACUGGCGGCCGUUGACUGGGCAAAGUUUCCGUCUGUGGAGAAACGUCGAGUACACGCCCGAUUUCCUCAACAAACUCAGGUACGCCACACCUUGUUUCGUGCUGGGCACCUUCAUCGGUCUGGUGGCCCUCAUCAUCGCCAUCGGCGGACGCUGCACCGGUCCCGAUCGGACCCUCGUCUGCAGUUCGCUGCACAUUCUGGCCGGAUUGUCUCUGGGGAGCGGAUUGAUCAUUUUCGUUUCGGUCCUUCACGAAGAAUUUUCGCUGCCGUCGCUGCGAUCGUCGCGCCAUUCCGGUGGGUGGCCGCCGGCCUUGUCGCCGUCCAACCGUUUCUACAAUGGCGACAGCGCCGGAAUAGGCGGAGCUGGCCCCGGAAGCGCUUUCUACUCGGACAGCCGGAGCUUGCUGACGGCCACAACGGCGACUGGCGGGCAACAUUCAGUGGCUUCGUCGUCCGCUGCCGGCGGGAGCGGAUUGGUCUCGGCCGCCCUGAUCCCGUCCUUCCGCUACGGCUGGUCGUUUUACGCGGCCCUGGCCGCCUUUGUCAGCUCUGAACUGGCCGCCGCCGUCUACAUCAUUUUGCACACGCACAUCUUCAAAUGGGCCAGCCGGACCAGGUCGGCGGCCCAAGCGGCGGCCAAUUCUUCGGGCAAAUUGCUCCUGAUGGCCACCAACAGUCUGGCCAGCAGCACGACGGCGGCGUCCGUCUGCAAAGAGAUUGGCGUCCAAACGUCGCCGCUCUCAUCAGCCUCGCUCUUGAUGAUGAUGGACAAACGGUCCAGCGAAGUGUCGGCCAUCAGCCCCACGGCGUCGGCCAUCGCCGACGUCUCCCAUCACAGCCAACAAAUGCACGUGCCCUAUUGCGACUUGCUCACCAUGGAUCCUGGCCAUUCGACAGCACACGGAGAAUUCGAUCGAGAUCCUGAUGUACCGCCGUUCCUGGCGGCCGGAGCGGGCGGAAGACCCAGUCCGAUGUACAUCAACAACGCGGAAUCGGGACCCGGCAUCCAGCAGGAGAUGGACUGCACCUGUCAGAUUCACUACGCCACCUACAACCGACCGAAAAUGCGCAAUAGCAAUCACGUUGCCGGCAUUCACAGAGCGUCCACCAUGCCCCGCAAGGUGGCCUUCGAGGGGCUGGCCAACGUCUACCAACAGACGCCGUUGUGACAAAUCGACGACAAUUGACUCCCGAAUCUCUCCCUCCCGCCGAAUCGUCUUUUAACCUUUUGUGUGUGUAUAACAUGUGCUGUCCUCUCAAUAAAUGAACGGAAAAAAAAUAA